Rosa chinensis is the source of this 1596-nucleotide messenger RNA. Its product is annotated as caffeic acid 3-O-methyltransferase. The record is from RefSeq and is a predicted model, not a curated record. The transcript has 4 exons. The coding region runs from base 369 to 1460 and encodes 363 amino acids. Gene Ontology annotation, molecular function: protein dimerization activity; O-methyltransferase activity; S-adenosylmethionine-dependent methyltransferase activity. Lineage: Eukaryota; Viridiplantae; Streptophyta; Magnoliopsida; Rosales; Rosaceae. Gene Ontology annotation, biological process: methylation.
CUCUUUCAGUUUUCCUUGUUUUCUUCUCUUUUAUUUCUGAGGGUACUCAUCAUGCGCAUUCUCCUUUUUGAUUCUGCUGGACCUCACGGCCCCCCAAUUCAUCGUUGCUGUUGUACUGUGUUUUCUUUCUGCUCUGUAGUUUCUUUUUCUCUCUGGCUGUUUCUGUUUCUUUGAGUUGUUUUUUGGCUCUUUGUUAUUGGAUCACUAUUACCAAAAAAAAAAAAAAGAAUCAUGCAUUUACCACCCACCACUUCUUAUCUUAUAUGAAAAUCAGACACGCGGAAUGUACUGUUAUAUAGUAUAGUUUUGUACCUGUAAAUAAACUGUUUUCCUUGAGUUCAGAAUGAGCACAGAGUUCUAAGCCAGUAAUGAUGUCCACAAAAGAAGAAGAAGAAGAAGAAAGCUUCAGCUAUGCCAUGCAGCUGGUGACUUCUAAUGUGCUGCCUAUGUCCAUGCAAUCAGCAGUUGAGCUUGGAGUUUUCGACAUGAUAGCCAAAGCUGGUGCGGGUGCGGGUCUUUCCUCAUCCCAGAUUGCAGCUCAGCUAGGCACCCAGAACCCCGAGGCGCCCAUGAUGUUGGAUCGAAUACUCAGGCUAUUGGCAAGUCACUCUGUGCUCAAUUGCACUGUGGUUAAUGCUAAUGAUGAUGAUCAUGUUGAUGGGCCUAAUUUUCAGAGGGUUUAUAGUCUUGCUCCUGUGUCCAAGUACUUUGUGAAGAGUGAUGAAGAUGGCGUUUCUUUAGGCGCCCUGCUGGCAUUGACUCAAGACAAGGUCUUCUUGGACAGCUGGUUCCAGUUGAAAGGUGCUGUUGUGGAAGGAGGAAUCCCAUUUAACAGGGUCCAUGGCACACAUGCCUUUGAGUAUCCAGGUUUGGACCCCAGGUUUAACCAAUUGUUCAACACAGCAAUGUGCAACCACACCACUAUUGUUAUCAAGAAAAUUCUUGAUCUGUACAACGGUUUUGAGCUCCUUAAGCAACUUGUUGAUGUUGGGGGUGGCCUUGGAGUGACUCUUAGCCUAAUCACUUCUAGAUACCCUCAUAUUAAGGGCAUCAACUUUGACUUGCCUCAUGUCAUCAAAGACGCCCCUUCUUACACUGGAGUGGAACAUGUUGGAGGAGACAUGUUUGCAAGUGUUCCAAGUGGGGAUGCCAUUUUUAUGAAGUGGAUACUUCAUGACUGGAAUGAUGAGCACUGCUUGAAGCUCCUGAAAAAUUGUUACAAUGCUAUACCGGACAAUGGAAAAAUAAUUGUUGUGGAAGCACUUCUUCCAGUUUUGCCAGGGACCAGCACUGCUACAAAGAGCACCUGCCAAAUGGAUGUGAGUAUGAUGACACAGAACCCGGGAGGGAAAGAGCGAAGCGAACAAGAAUUCAUAGCCUUGGCAACUGCUGCUGGUUUUCGUGGCAUUAGAUAUGAAUGUUUUGUUUGUAAUUUUUGGGUUAUGGAGUUCUUUAAGUAGAUAGACAAGCUUAGAAGCUCCUAUCAUUUACAAAUAUAUUGAAGCCUCAUUAUAGAGCAGGUUCAUAGUCCAUAUUAAAGACCCUUGUUUUUCAAAACUCAUCUCCAAUAAGAAGUUUGCUCUAUUACAAAAAUCA